CUCGGUUCACCUUCUGCUUCCAGACCACUCCCUGGAGCGCUUCCUCGGCAGAACUUCAUGUAUGCUUACUCCUUGAUUCGAGCGGAUUACAUACCGUCCACCAGACCAAGCCGCAUCACGGAACAUCAUGCUGACGAUUGCUCUGCUAUGUACCGUUGCCACUGCUUUCGUGCUUUACCUUCUCAUAUCGUCGGUGUCUACAAGGCGUCGCCAUGCUGCAGCCGCAAGUCAGCUCGGCUGUAGACCAGCACCCACAGAAUACAACCCGGAUCCACUGGGGCUUGUGAACUUGAUCAAGACUCUACGGGCAAACAACAAGAGUCAAGUACUCGAGUACAUCCGAGGCGUGUUCGACGAUGUGUCGCUACGCAUGAACAAGACAGUCUAUUCUUAUGACACGUACAUUCUGGGCGACAGGGUUUUCUUUACGUGCGACCCAAGGAAUAUCCAGGCCCUUCUGGCUACUCAGUUCAAGGAUUUUGAGCUGGGAAAAGUCCGCAUAAGCGCAUUUGCUCCGUUACUUGGCCACGGCAUCUUUUCGGCGGAUGGGAAGCAAUGGGAGCACUCUCGCGCUCUUCUACGACCCCAAUUCUCUCGUGAUCAGGUUAAGGACUUGGAUCUGGAAGAGAAGCAUGUACAAAACUUGCUCAGCGCACUCCCUGUGGAAGCAGACUGUUGGACGAGCACCACCGACAUUCAACCUCUGAUAUCCCGAUUCGCCAUGGACUCGGCUAGCGAAUUCCUCUUUGGAGAGAGCACAAACAUUCAACUCUCUGCACUCUCCGAGGAGGCCGCGGCAAAAAAUGCUGAAGACCGCGCCUUUGUGGAAUCUUUCGAGGCCUGUCAAGACCGCAUGGCCAAGGCGCUCUUGCUAAACGAAUUCUACUGGGUGAUGCUGACGAAGAAGCAUAGAGAUGACUGUCGAUUGUGCCAUCAAUACAUCGACCGAUUUGUGCACAAAGCUCUAGGCCGCGACGGAAAGCAAGAUCCCGUCGAGAGCAGCAAAAAAGAAAAGUACGUCUUUCUUGAGAACCUUGUCCACGAGACUAGAGAUCCUAUCGAGAUUCGUAAUCAACUUCUGUCGAUUCUUUUGGCCGGGCGCGAUACCACCGCCUCGUUGCUGAGCUUCUUGUUCCUCAUGCUGGUCCAACAUCCUGAGGUAUUUAACAAGCUACGAUCAAUCAUUCUUGAAGAUUUUGGAACUUUCAAAUCGCCAAAAAAUCUCACUUUUGCGAACUUGAAGGCUUGUUCAUAUUUACAAUGGUGUAUAAAUGAGACCUUGAGGCUUUACCCUAGUGUGCCUCUCAAUGGACGGCGGUGCACAAGGGACACCAGCCUGCCUUUCGGGGGUGGCGAAGACGGCCUUUCGCCCGUUUUUAUACCGGCUGGAACAGAGAUUGCGUAUUUGGUGUAUGUAAUGCAAAGGCACCCUGACUUCUGGGGCCCAGAUGCGGAUAUGUUCACACCGGAGCGGUGGCAGAACCACAAGUAUGGCUUCGAGUAUCUACCGUUUAACGGUGGGCCAAGAAUCUGUCUCGGACAACAGUUUGCUUUGACAAAGGCCGCAUACGUAAUUGUUCGCCUCCUACAGCGCUUCGACAAGCUCGAUGGAUCAAGCGUACCUCCAGGGCCGAUCAAAUGGGCCGUAACCUUAACUGGCAAGCCCAAGGACGGAGUCAGGCUGCGGCUGCAUGUUGCAGCUGAAGACUAGUACGCCUUCGCUGGCGUCAGUUGGAUGGUAAAGCAUUGCAUCCAAGCAGGAGUUGGCAAGUGAGUGUUGCGUGUUCAAGACGGCUUCAAGGUAAGGGCAGGGAGUCUGCCUAGUUCCCCGAAGCCCAUCUGAAACAGAUGCCUACCUACCUUAAUCUAGCCGAGAGGCAGGUAUAGCCGAUCGUAAGGGGCCAGAAUAAGCACUAGCCCCCAUUGUACUAACGUAGUAUUUGCUCCGGGGGUGCUCAGGGAGCGCUCACUCAAUGCUCAGGUUAAAGCGGCCUUCGCUCACCCUCUAGAAGCCAACCGUAAAUGGCAACGAGUAACCUGGCACGCU
Molecule: messenger RNA, 2047 nt
Organism: Exophiala xenobiotica
Lineage: Eukaryota; Fungi; Ascomycota; Eurotiomycetes; Chaetothyriales; Herpotrichiellaceae
Exons: 3
Coding region: 128-1711 (527 amino acids)
Molecular function (GO): iron ion binding; oxidoreductase activity, acting on paired donors, with incorporation or reduction of molecular oxygen, reduced flavin or flavoprotein as one donor, and incorporation of one atom of oxygen; heme binding
Source: RefSeq, a predicted model, not a curated record